Molecule: messenger RNA, 1614 nt
Organism: Fusarium pseudograminearum CS3096
Lineage: Eukaryota; Fungi; Ascomycota; Sordariomycetes; Hypocreales; Nectriaceae
Exons: 2
Coding region: 1-1614 (537 amino acids)
Biological process (GO): proteolysis
Molecular function (GO): zinc ion binding; metallocarboxypeptidase activity
Source: RefSeq, a predicted model, not a curated record
AUGCAUUUUCUCACCGUUGCUACCCUUGUUGGGGGUGCGGCUGCCCAGCUCAAGUACGCCGGUAACCAAGUCAAGUUUGUCAAGGAGUCGAAGCAAGUCGCUGCAAACUUUCCUGAUGUCGACGACAAAUUGUACUCGCCUGCGUUCCUGGACCCUGAUCACAUCCCUCAGGGCUUCGCCAACGGAACAGCUGCGCCAAACCCGCAGGGGUAUCUAGAGCAGUUCCUUUGGACACUUGCUUCAAGGAAUGACUGGAUGACGUACCACAACCCUUCCAUCAAAUCAGAGGAGGGCCGGUCUAUUCCUUAUGUUUACCUGUCGGCAUCCAAGUCGCUGCUUGAACCAAUUGCCAGCAGCAAUGGCACGAACAAAGUCCGUGUGUGGCUUCAAGGUGGAGUUCACGGAAACGAGCCAGCGGGAGAAGAAGCUCUUCUCGCAUUGCUUGGAAAGAUGGAUGCUGAACCUAAAUGGACGGCCUCUAUCCUUGAAAAGUUGGAUAUCAUUGUUCUGCCACGCUACAGCCCUGACGGAUCAGCCUAUUUCCAACGCACCAUGGCGACAGGCUUCGACCCCAACCGCGACCACACAAAGAUGGCCUCUCAGCAAACCAUCGAUGUUAAGGCUUUAAACCUCAAGUUCAAUGCCCACGUUCAUCUCGACUGCCACGAGACCAACGCUGUUCGCCUCUUAACCCACGACAACAAGACUUACAUUCCCUCGCAUGAUGACCAGUUCUCAGCUUUCAAGAACCCCAACGUCCACAAGGAUAUCCGUGCUCUGGCUGAGUCUCUCGUUGUUCCCAAGGUUCACUCUGCGCUCAAGGAGAAGAACUUUACUACCAACGGCUACGUUGUUGCGUUCCAAGAGGAGGGUGAGGGCAUUCGCCUUCAGGACUUUGUCACUGACACGCGUGGUGAAGUCACUGUUUUCAUGGGUCAAGGUCUCGCGUUCCUGUCCGAGACACGAGGCAUUGGUAUCGGAGAUCAAUACUUUAAGCGCCGAACAGCGGCUGGUUUGACUGCGGCUCUUACCCUUGUGCAAACAACCGCCGACAACGCAGAGCUGAUCUAUGACACUGUUGAGGCAGCCCGCGCUGACUUUAUCACCAACGACCAAGAGAUCAUCGUUCGCGAUCAGCCUCGCUGGGAAAAUUCCACAUGGACUUACAUUGAUACCGAAUCUGGCGAACUUACCGAAGUGCCUGUUUUGUUUGGCAACAACACUCCCCCUGCUAGCAACCUUACUCGUUCCAGGCCUGAAGCCUACAUCUUCAGCCGUGCGUGGGCAGGCGCCGCUACUAAGCUUCGUGCCGUCGGUCUGACCGUCAACGAACUGGCAGUGGACUUUGAAGGUGAAGUUGAGGCGUACAACAUCACCGAGGCAACACUAGCAACCCAAAAGUACGAGGGUACUAUUCUCACCACAGUCAAGACCGAGCUGUUCAAGAAGAAGAUGAAGUUCCCUGCUGGUGCCUACUACGUUAGCACUAGACAACAAUACGCUGCCCAGGCUUUUGUCCGUCUCGAGCCUGAAAACCCUGAUGGCUUUGCUACUUUCAACGUCUUCCCUGUUAGCACGGGCGAUGAGUACCAGGUUUAUCGUAUUUCUGCAUGA